GCUCUCGCUGGAAGAUCUCGCGAGACGCGGACGCCGGUUAGGAGCAAAGGAGGGAGAUCCGAGCGCGGUCACGGGGUCAGCGGGCUGGAGCGUGGCGGCGGCGGCGGACGGAUAAAGAGGGAGAGAGAUAGGAAAGACGUUAGUGAGAGUUGUCGCUGGGCAAAGUCAGAAUGGAUGAUCUAGGAGAGAAUACUACUGUCGUCUCCACUUUGCGUUCAUUCAACAACUUUUUGUCAUUAAGUUCAGCUGUGCCCAGCACAAAUGAACCGAGCUCUACUUCGCAACGGUUGCAGUUGCAGUACCAGCAGAGAAUAGAGGCUGAGGAGCAGGCUGAAUAUAUUCGUUCCCACUCUCGCUUUCUAGAUGUGGAACGGGAAAAGCAGAAGAUGGAAGUUAAUCAUAAGCGAGCCAGAAUUGAGCUGGAGAAGGCAGCACAGACCAGCUCCUGGAACUAUGAGCGGGAGGCAGAUCGAAACCAGGAGCUGGUUACCCAAAUUAAACAACUGCAGGAAAAGGAAGCAGAGGCUGAGGCAAAGCUGAAGGAUCAGAUUAAUGUGAAAAAAUCAUUGAAAGAGGAUCUUGUGGUCCAGAAUAAGAAGUUACAAGAAAGGGAAGAUAAACUUGCUGAAGCCAAUCUGACAAUUGAAACUUUGAAGGCCAAGAUAUCAGAGCAACAACUGAAACAUAUGACCCAGGAGAUGCAGCUGGCGACAUUGACCACAGAGCGCCAGGAGCUGCUUGAGCAAGUAGAAAUACAGUGCAAGAAGUGGCAAGAUGCUGUGCACAAUAUUCAAGAACUGGAUGCAGGGCAAGUGGCCAAUGCUGGCAAUGAACAGAGAUUGAAGGAUUUGGAGAAUAAAUUCAGCCAACAGGAACAGGAUUCUGUAAUAGUAAAGAAUAUGCGGUCAGAAUUGGCUCGAGUUCCUGAGCUGGAGAAAGAACUACGACAGCUGAAGGAGAAAAAUGAGUAUUUCAGAGAAAUGGAAGAUAACUAUUCGCUUCAUAAGGAAGAAAUGGAAAGUCUCCGCAAAAAAUGUGAACGUCUUGAGAAGUUAAAGGGAGAGAAUGUUACUUUGGAAUUGGAGAAAGAGAAAUUAUUGUCAAAAUUGCAAAGUUGGGAAAAUGUGGAACAAACUUCAGGACUAAAUAUCCGGAGUCCCGAAGAUCUAUCAAGGGAGAUUAUUAUGUUACAGCAACGUGAACUUGUACUCAAGCAACAAAAUUCGUCUGUCAGCAGCAGUGGUCGAAUAUUGGAAAAAUCUCUGCGGCAAUUUCAGGAUGAUGUUUUGAACUUGCGAACCCAGCUUUUGGCUGAACAGAAGAGGCGGGAGCAACAGGAAGCAAAUGCUCGACGUAUGGAGAAACGCAAUAUCCUUCUUAUCAAGGCUCGUGAUGGCAUGAAAUGCAUCUUGGAUUCCUACGACAAUGAGUUGGUUACCAAUUAUGCACCACAGCUGAACCGGCGGGUUCGUGAAUCUGAAAACAUGACUCGGGAUCUGCAGGUUCAUAUUUCUGACCUGGAGAAGCAGCUAUCUCAGGCCCUGGAGGAUGUUGGCAAUCACAAGUUAAAAGCACAGACACUUGAAGCAGAAUUGAGUGUUCUUCAAAGCCAGCUUGCUCUAAUUGACAAGAGCAUCACCAAUGAUGAAGGGAAUCUACUGAGGCAGAAGAUUGAAGAGUUGGAAGCUGAGAGAGGGCGGCUUGAUGAAGCAAACAAGGUCUUGGAAAUGAAACUGGAUCGGUGCACCCUUCAGGGUGACUAUGAUCCGAGGAAAACAAAGGUGCUUCACCUGAGCAUGAACCCCAUGAGUUUGGCAAAGGAGUAUCGUGUAGCAGAGCUGAAAAGUCUGAAGGAGGAAUGUGAGCAACUCAGAGAGAGGGUGCGGGGCCUUGAGGGAGGUGCAGAACAUGAACAAGUGGGAUCACUCAGAAACGUGCCACCAUCUCAGGAAAUUGCAGAGAUGCGCAGGCAAGUAAGCAGUGCAGAGUUGAAGAACCAACGGUUGAAGGAGGUGUUCCAUAAGAAGAUUCAGGAAUUCCGAGCUGUCUGCUACACCCUGACGGGUUACAAGAUUGAUGUCACGACAGAGAACCAGUACAAGCUGUCAUCAAUAUAUGCAGAGCACCCGGAUGACUAUCUGAUGUUUAAGGCUGCCAACAGUCUGGGAGCAAAGAUGCAGCUCCUGCAGACGGACUUCUCCAGUUCCCUCGAUGAGCUGAUCAACCUUCAUCUGCAUCACCAGAACAGUAUCCCUGCAUUCCUCAGUGCUAUCACCCUCGACCUCUUCAGUCGCCAGACAUUGGCAUAGUGGAGGUGCAACUUGUGACGUUGAAUAGAGUGGUUGAUAUAUUUUCCUACGCUGCAAGGAAGCUUGAUUUAGUAGUAUUAAUUAGAGAUCAACUCAACAUUUAGUUAGAUUUGCAGCAGGGUGUUUGCUUGCUAUGUUUUCCAAACAUUUAUUUUUGCUUUAGAUGUGAUUUUAAUUAAUUUCUUUGCUUUCAUUCAUCUCCUGGCAGCUGGAAAGGAGAUUGAGCAGAGCAUGAACUUCGCAGCUGCCGAUGUCAGCGCUGCCUUGAGGGGUCUCCUUCUCAUGCAGGGAGCGAGACAGAUGCUGGGUUUUCAGAUGGAGGGACAUCAGAGUGAAGGACAUGAUUAAGAAAUGAUAAAACUCUUCUCACCAGUUGACAUAAAACACAAGUGCUUAGCUAUGUGGUGCCAAGCUAUCCUGCUGUCCUUGGCAAAACUCCUGGUGCAAAUCAGAGCAUCCUGUUGUUAGUAUAACUUCUUAUCCACUAAACAUCCAUCAAGGUUUACUUGAUGCACUCCUUAUCCCUUCUACUCAUUGUUCAGUCUUGUGUGAUGGGCCAAAGAUAUCUAUUCCCCACCAGCUGACAGCUCAAUAUACAGUGGCUCAGCUUAAUACAUGUUUGACUUAUUAGGUGGGCUGUGCACUCUCUCUUGACAGAUCUUUGUCAAACUUCAAGAGAGCAGAUGAUUCAUAACGUGCAACUCCGCCAAGUUGGUACAAACCACCAAACUGAGGGAGACAGCACCUGAGUUUAGGUAAUGCACAGUGGAUAAAGGAUUGAAGUCCAAGUUAGAAUUUACCAAAGCUCUGGCACCAGUUGAGGAAAGAUAGAAAAAGGUUCUCACUUCAUUUGCAUAUUUUAAUGACGUUAAACUUUGCACUUGGGUUGGAGGGAGGGGAAGGGGAAGAGAAAUGGGGCAGGAGAGAUGAGUGAAGCAGGGGACAGAGGAGGCAGAGGAGAGGGGGAGAGAGUAGUAUCAGUGCAUUUUUCUGGCUGAACUGUGUUUGAUUUAGAAUCCAGAUUAAGUGUCCGUUGUAUCAAUAAGUCUUGGUGACUUUAUUAGCCAUGAACUUUUAGCUUUAGGGAACAAUAUAUAAAAUAUCUGCUCUCUCCUCCGUCUGUAUGAAUGUCAGCAACUUGAUUCAACUGCAUUAAGGAUAAACAAAGCCUCUUGCCAUCCUGGUCUAGCCGCUGGGCCAUCGUAGGUCUUUGAACAGCGAUCAAGUGAAAUUCCCUCAUCCCUGCUUGAUCCAAAGGAUCCUCCUGCCUUGUCUGCAAACUAACAGGAAAGAGAGCAAUAUUACAUAUACGUUUAUAACAUGGUGUGUCUCCUUUGUACAAGGUUUGAAUGAAUUUAUCUGCUCUGCUAGGAUAUCACAUUAUCUAAUAAAAUACUGCUUUAUUUUCGGGAGAUUUGAUUAGUUACAAAUAAAGAUGCUGAGGAUGGAAA
This is a messenger RNA of Leucoraja erinaceus (little skate), 3760 nucleotides long. RefSeq names its product mitotic arrest deficient 1 like 1 (gene mad1l1). The transcript has 18 exons. Gene Ontology annotation, biological process: mitotic spindle assembly checkpoint signaling; attachment of mitotic spindle microtubules to kinetochore. Gene Ontology annotation, cellular component: nuclear envelope; kinetochore; mitotic spindle. The record is from RefSeq and is a predicted model, not a curated record. The coding region runs from base 171 to 2309 and encodes 712 amino acids. NCBI's taxonomy places the organism in Eukaryota, Metazoa, Chordata, Chondrichthyes, Rajiformes, Rajidae.